CGUGAAACAAUGCGGCGUCUGCCCAUGAAGUUUGACGGGUUGUGGUAUUGUCUCUGUCCCUCCUUUCAGUUAUCGUAUAUUCACCGUCCAGCUUUAUCACUCAACGGCCGACAGAAGGCUUCGCGACGAUGUCUGAAUUCCGGAUCAUCGGCCAGCAUCCGCUUCGUCAAGAAAUCGCGCCCUCAAGACGUUGCACAACCUCUCGCGAAAAACAAAAUCAUACCGCCGAAAGGGAAAGGCCACAUCGAUGAUGGUCAUUCCUCGAAGAUAAAAAGCCCUUCUUCGCAACAAACAGCCCAAAUUCUGGAAGACCGACUGGAAGCGCAAUCGUUGAAGCGCAGAAACGAUAUACCCGCAACUGCAAGGAUCUUACAAUAUAUAUUCCGCAACCCUAAUGUGCUUCCUAAUAGCCGCCAUUAUAAAGCUCUGAUUCUGGCGAAUGUCGAUCCGCUCCAUGGGUCGCCGAAAAAUGUUCGAAGUCUACUCCAAGAGAUGGAGGCCGAAGGGAUUACGGUGGAUUCAGCUACCUUGCAUGCUGCGUUGGAAGCUCUUGCCGUCCACCCUGAUUAUAUAUUGCGCCAAGACAUCAUUGGCGCGCUUCGAACUCGAUGGUUAUCCCUCAGCCCGGCUGGCUGGCACCACCUUAUAACCGGAUUGGUUCGCGAAGGCCAGCUUGAAUUAGCUUUAGACCGUGUCAAUCACAUGGAAAGACAAGGAAUACGCCUUGAGCAAUGGCUGCAUAGCCUUAUAGUGUACAACCUCUGCGCCGUCGACGACUUAGACGAAGCCUUAAAUCUGAUGCGCGGCCGAGCCGACAAAACUAAUAAUAUAUCUGAGGAAAUGUGGCUCUAUCUUUUGGAAGUAUCGCUUCGAGCUUCCCACCUGGAGUUGGUGAACUACGUGUGGACGAAUGCAGUGGAUUUGAGUUAUGCAGACUUGAGUAUACAGCAUUGUCGCGAUGUUCUCGACCUUGCCUCAUUUUAUGGCGAUACCCAGCUUGCAGAGUCUGUCUUCCGCCAGCUCAUCAUCCUCGGAGAACUGCCCUCUCAGGAGUACUAUGAAAGGGUGGUACAAGCCUAUGCUGUCAAUGGGGACUUGGAUUCUAGCCUCGAGAUUUUAUGUAGGAUGCAGAACGACGGGUUUCUCAUACGACCCCGAUCCACGCAGCCGGUUCUUACGUUAUUAGAACAAUUGAUGCCGGACCCAACUCAUGUUUGGGCAUCAAUUACGAAGUUAAGAGAACAGAAAUUCAACAUCCCAGUCGGACUAGCGAAUGCAGUAAUAGAGUACUGUGAUGCUGCUUCAGCACCGGGCUCUGUCUCAGCGACCGAAGCAGUUGAUAUCGGCCUGGAUAUUUAUCGGGAUAUAUUCGAUGUGUGUUCUAGUGGUGCCGAUGUUAUUACCUUCAAUAACCUAUUCACACUUUGCCUUCAUGCGAAUCGACCCGAUGCAGGCACGUUUCUUGCCAAGGAGAUGGCAGCUCUGGACAUUGAGCCGAAUAGACAGACGCUUGAGGUGCUGAUUCUUCUGUGUCUUCAGGCGGAUAAUUAUCGUUCAGCGUAUAUGUAUACUGUCGAUCUCGUAGAACGAGGAUGGCAGUUGAGUGAGACGGUCGCUGAACGCAUUUGCGCUGGUUGCGCUGACCAUGGUGCUGCAGAUGUGGAAAAUCUUCUGAGACUUGUUCAUAAUUCAUCUCCGCGGCUCCAGCAGGGCGAGUCUUCGUCCAACUGAUCCUAGCUAGAUCUGAUGGCGAAGGACUGGAUAUGUAUAACUUGAAACACGAUACUCGCUGUAUAUUAUAGAUACAAGUAGAUAACUACCUCAAAUAAAUGACUGCUGCGUCAUCAACGUAAACCUGGCACUGCAUGGCUGUUGCAAAUCUUGUUGAUAACAAGCUUAUCGGAUGAGAAGCGCCGGGUGUGACAUCAUCGCGGUCUGUGCCACUGUCAUCAACAGCCCACACCAGACAGUCACUUUGUUUACGCAAAUAUACAAUUCAGC
Messenger RNA from Talaromyces proteolyticus, 2001 nucleotides. Its product is annotated as pentatricopeptide repeat protein. Gene Ontology annotation, molecular function: protein binding. The transcript is spliced from 2 exons. The record is from RefSeq and is a predicted model, not a curated record. Bases 10 to 1731 code for a protein of 573 amino acids. Lineage: Eukaryota; Fungi; Ascomycota; Eurotiomycetes; Eurotiales; Trichocomaceae.